This is a messenger RNA of Helianthus annuus (common sunflower), 438 nucleotides long. Its product is annotated as TNF receptor-associated factor homolog 1a-like. The coding region runs from base 1 to 438 and encodes 145 amino acids. The transcript is spliced from 4 exons. Gene Ontology annotation, molecular function: protein binding. The record is from RefSeq and is a predicted model, not a curated record. Lineage: Eukaryota; Viridiplantae; Streptophyta; Magnoliopsida; Asterales; Asteraceae.
AUGGCGGAAAGUUCAAGCGACGAAUCCAAGGUUAGCAGAUCAAUAGAGGGAAUAUCAAAAGGAGUUGCUUCUAUGUUGUCCCCUUCUUCUAGAACAGAUAACAAUUGUGGACGAGAACCUUCUGAACUAUAUGGAAUGCAUGAGUGGACGAUAACCAUGUUUUCACUAAUUAACAAGAGAGAACUUCGUAGUAACACUUUUGAGAUUGGCGGAUACAAAUGGUACCUCCUCAUCUUCCCAAAAGGGUGUGAUGUAUCUGAUCAUUUAUCAAUAUUUCUUUGUGUUGAUAACCAUGAAAAGCUUCCUAGAGAAUGGUGUCAUUUUGCACAAUUCACAAUAGCUUUGGUGAAUAAAGACCCCAAGAAAUCAAAAUAUUCUGGUUCUUUUUUCAUCUUUUGUUGUUGUUAUCACUUAUCAAUCACCACUAUAAUAUUGUGA